AUGUAUAACGUAGUCCGAACACCGCAUCUUCUGACGCCAACAAUAGUCGUGCUAAUUCUGUUGUUUCUAAUACCGACGUCGUCGGAAAAGGAAGUUGACUGUAACACCUUACGAAUGGGGCAGUUCAUGUGUCCAGACCCGGCACUACGGCAAAUCGAUCCCAAAACACAACAACUUCGUGGAUGCACCCAGGAAAAUAAAGCACGUGUUUGGUGCAUUGCUGCCGACGGCAUCAUAUGCAGUGAGACGAAGAACACCAGCUUCACGCGUGAAAUGGCGUGCAAAUGGACCAAUGGCUAUCACUUCGAUACCGCGUUAUUACUUUCGGUGUUUCUCGGCAUGUUUGGUGCAGACCGGUUCUACCUUGGAUAUCCGGCACUGGGGCUACUGAAGUUCUGCACCCUAGGCUUCAUGUUUCUGGGCCAACUGGUAGAUGUCAUUCUGAUAGCAACGCAGGUUGUCGGACCCGCCGAUGGCUCAGCGUACAUCAUUCCAUACUAUGGUCCAGUCAUUACGGUCGUAAGAAGCGAUAACUGGACGUACCGACUACCGCAGGACAACUGGUGAUUGCUGGCAAACAUAUUCCGGCUAUCCCAGUGGCCACGA
Anopheles nili is the source of this 606-nucleotide messenger RNA. RefSeq names its product TM2 domain-containing protein CG10795 (gene bisc). Bases 1 to 567 code for a protein of 188 amino acids. The transcript has 2 exons. The record is from RefSeq and is a predicted model, not a curated record. Lineage: Eukaryota; Metazoa; Arthropoda; Insecta; Diptera; Culicidae.